Prorocentrum cordatum is the source of this 378-nucleotide messenger RNA. The record is from the annotation of a GenBank genome assembly. Lineage: Eukaryota; Dinophyceae; Prorocentrales; Prorocentraceae.
GCGCGCGAGGGCCGGCCGCCAGCGGAGCCCGAGGGCACCGCGCCGCGGGAGGGUCCCGAGGAGCUCACCGUCCUCCUGCAGAAGCGGCAGCCCACCGACCGGCUUGGCGUGGAGGUCGAGUACGAGGACACGAGGAUUAUCAUCAGAGGGUUCAGCGACUCUGGCAUGGUGGCCGCGUGGAACGCCCGCAACCCGGCCCGGCAGGUCGGCAAGGGCGACAGCAUCGUCGCGGUCAACGGCGUCCGGGGCGAGCACGCCCGGCUCAAGGAGGCGCUCGGCCAGGCGCAGGGCGAGAUCGAGCUGCGGGUCAUCCGCUCCGGCGCGGCAGGCGGCCGCGCGGCCGAGGCGCCACAUCCCGCGAGCGUGGCGCCCCCGCCG